This is a messenger RNA of Solea solea (common sole), 7682 nucleotides long. It is a transcript of the gene plch1, whose product is annotated as phospholipase C, eta 1. Gene Ontology annotation, molecular function: calcium ion binding; phosphatidylinositol-4,5-bisphosphate phospholipase C activity. Bases 820 to 6369 code for a protein of 1849 amino acids. Lineage: Eukaryota; Metazoa; Chordata; Actinopteri; Pleuronectiformes; Soleidae. The record is from RefSeq and is a predicted model, not a curated record. Gene Ontology annotation, biological process: phosphatidylinositol-mediated signaling; lipid metabolic process. The transcript is spliced from 24 exons.
CUAAAGGGGAUUCUUUGGUUGUGAGCACAAAAGCAGAGUAGGAGGAGUUAGAGUAGGAGGAGUCAAAUUGAGAGAGCAGCUGAUGAAUGGACAGGUCUCUUUGUUGUGUAAAUGUCAGCAGUGAGAGUUUGAGCCUCGGCUGCUCUGAUUGGUCGACUGAUUUAAACUGUAAGUGCAUUUAGAGCCACAGUUUAAACUGUCACAGAGAGAGAGAGGGAAAACACGGCUCAGGUUUCUGUCCCUCACAACAUCACUGUGAGUGCUGCAGUACCUAUGCCAGGCCUGUGUGUGCCACUGUGACGCUGCACAUGCACUCUUUACAAACUUUCAUUUUCUUACAUAAACUUUAUUUAUAUAUAUAUAUAUAUAUAAACGUUACAACGUAAACACCCCAGAAACAGAGACGGAAUAAAGAAAGUCAGGAAAAUAAAAUUCAUCAUAAAAAAACAAAAAAAAAAUGUUUGCGCAUUCUUCUGAAGUCAUUCUGAACAUGACAUCAUUUAAUUAUAUAGAUUUAGAUUGUUAGUGUAACUGCACCUUUAGUCUGGAAACAUGUGAUCAAUAAUACACUUUCUAAUUGUUCCUCUGAAAUCCACUCCAGCCUUUCCCUCAUACUCUGGUCCCACAGCAGCAUCAGUGGGACCAGAGUAUCACUCACUCACUCACUCAUUCACUCACUCACUCAGAGACAGAGCAGUGGAGUUGUUGUGGACCAUGUGCAGCAGUUUUUCAGACGUUCACAGUGAGAGGAUUACUGAGGAGACGUGGAUUCACCCUCUCACACUGAAGUGAUCUGUUACUGUCUGUCUGUCUGUCAUCAUGAGCUCGUGGGUCGUGAAGAACAGAAAAGAUCCUCAGUACAGACGACACUUUCUGACUGACAACAACAGCUAUCAAGUGGAGCGAUGCAUGAGUGUGAUGCAGUCUGGGACACAGAUGGUGAAACUGAAACCAGGAUCUAAAGCUCUGGUCAGACUUUUCUUCCUGGACGAACAUCGUUCUUGUCUGCGAUGGAAACCGUCACGAAAGAGCGAGAAAGCAAAGAUCACCAUCGACUCUCUGUACAAAGUGACAGAGGGAGGACAGUCAGACGUCUUCCAUCGUCACACAGACGCGACCUUUGACCCCGCCUGUUGCUUUACUGUUUACCAUGGAAACCACAUGGAGUCUCUGGACCUGGUCACGUCUAACGCAGACGAGGCCAGAACCUGGAUCACUGGCCUGCAGUUCCUGAUGGCGGGGAUCAGUGACGAGGACUCGCUCGCCAAACGUCAGCGGACACACAACCAGUGGAUGAAACAAACAUUUGAAGAAGCCGAUAAAAACGGCGACGGCCUCCUGAACAUCGAGGAAAUUUACCAACUGCUGCACAAACUCAACGUUAAUCUUCCUCGAAGGAAAGUCAAGCAGAUGUUUCAGGAAGCUGACACGGACGACCAGCAGGGGACGCUAACGUACGACGAGUUCUCCGUCUUCUAUAAAAUGAUGUCACUGAGACGCGACCUCUUCCUGCUGAUGAUGGCGCACAGCGACAGGAAGGACCACCUGACGGCCGAGGAGCUCGCCCACUUCCUGCGUAACGUGCAGAAGAUGAUCGACGUCACUCCAGAGUUUGUCGCAGAAAUCAUCGACAAGUUUGAAGUUUCUGACGAAAACAAACAGAGAGGAGUUUUAGGCAUCGAAGGUUUUACGAGUUUCAUGCGCAGCCCGACGUGUGACGUCUUUAAUCCUUUACAUCACGAGGUCAAUCAGGACAUGGAGCAGCCGCUGUCCAACUACUUCAUCGCCUCGUCUCAUAACACGUACCUGACCGGAGACCAGCUUCUGUCCCACUCUAAGACAGACAUGUACGCCUGGGUGCUGCAGUCCGGCUGCCGCUGUGUGGAGGUGGACUGUUGGGAUGGUCCUGAUGGAGAACCUGUGGUCCAACAUGGUUACACUCUGACCUCCAAGAUCCCGUUCAAGUCUGUCAUCGAGACCAUCAAUAAAUAUGCUUUCGUCAACAACCAGUUCCCGGUGAUUCUGUCCAUAGAGAAUCACUGUAACAUCCAGCAGCAGAAGAAAAUCGCUCAGUACCUGAGAGAAAUCUUCUCAGACAAACUGGACGUGGGAGAUUCACUGAGCAGAGACUCCAGGACUUUACCCAGUCCUCACAGCCUGCAGGGGAAGAUCCUCAUCAAAGGAAAACGUCUUCCUUCGUAUUUGUCUGCAGACGCAGAAGAAGGAGAAGUUUCUGACGACGACAGCGCUGAUGAGAUCCAAGAAGAUUUCAAACUGAAGAGCAGCAACGGUAACGGUCACCACCAGGUGGAGUCUCACAUCCGGAACAAACUGGACUCUCUACUGAAGGAAUCUCGCAUCGGAGACAAAGAGGAUUCUGACAGUUUCAGCAUCCGAGCUCUGCUGCGAGCCACACACCAGGGUCUACACAAGAACCUGCGGCAGAGCUCCAGAGGAGUUCUGAAGAAAUCCCAGAGCAGAUCAUUCAUCACGACGCUCAAACAGAAGAGACAUUCCAAAUCCAGACUGUCCUGCCAAAGUGUGGACAAGGAUGAGGACAGUGACGACAGAUGUGGGACGGAGGCUGGAGGACAAUUGAACAGAGGUGGGAGGAAGAGGAAGACGAUGAAGCUGAGCAGAGACCUGUCAAACCUGGUGGUGUUCACUAACUCUGUGGUGUCUCAGGAGUGUCUCAAUGAAGGGACACCGGGGGACGUCCUGUCCUUCAGUGAGACCAGAGCUCAGUCUCUUGUCCAUCACAGAACGGAACACUUCCUCACUUUUAACCAGAGGCAGCUGUCGCGCAUUUAUCCGUCAGCGUAUCGCAUCGACUCGUCCAACUUCAACCCUCAGUUCUACUGGAACGUGGGCUGUCAGCUGGUCGCUCUGAAUUAUCAGACAGAAGGACGGAUGAUGCAGAUCAACAGAGCCAAGUUCAUGGUGAACGGGGGGAGUGGCUACGUUCUCAAGCCGCCGCCCAUGUGUAAAGGCUCCUUUAACUCGUUCAGUGAUGAUCCACUUCCUGCUUAUCCUAAGAAACAGCUGCUUCUGAAGAUCAUUAGUGGACAACAGCUGCCAAAACCUCCAGACUCUAUGCUGGGAGACCGAGGAGAGAUAAUUGAUCCAUUUGUUGAAGUGGAGAUCAUCGGUCUGCCGGUGGAUUGUUGUAAAGAACAGACACGAGUCGUGGAUGACAACGGUUUUAAUCCAGUGUGGGAGGAGACUUUGUCCUUCACGCUUCACAUGGCUGAGAUUGCUUUGGUGCGUUUCCUCGUUUGGGAUCACGACCCCAUUGGACGUGAUUUCAUCGGUCAGCGGACGGUCGCCUUCAGCAGCUUAAUGCCUGGUUACAGACAUGUGUACUUGGACGGACUGACUGAAGCAUCCAUCUUUGUGCACGUGUCAGUGCACGACGUGUAUGGGAAGUGGAGCCCUCUAGUGCUGAACCCCAGCUUUACCAUUAUGCACUUACUAGGAUCUAACAAGGGUCAUCAGCUGCGAGGAAUCCGAGGUUUGUUCAACCGCUCGUCCAAAUCCUCGGGGCUCCGGAAACGCUCCAUCAGUGAUCAUCUGCUGCGACGCACGGCCAGCGCUCCGGCCAAAGGACGGAAGAAGACAAAGAUGGUGCUCUCAGAGUCUGUGGCUUCAAUAUCCGAACAAAGGAAUGGCCCAGGUGGAGGAGGAGGAGGAGGAGGAGGAGGAGGAGAGGGCAUGUCAGUGAAGGAAGGAGGCGUGCAUACGCGUCUCCAACCUCGUCCUCCUCUCGUCCACAGACCCAUGUCCAUGCCUUUAGAGAAGCUCCUGCAGGGGCAGCUGUCGCUGUGCUCCUCUGAAGCAGACUCCAUCGUCGGAGUUUGUCCCCUCACCAGGCCCCGGUCUUCAUCUGCUGACCUUUUCGUCAAAUCAUCCUUUUCUGUUGGACCAAGUGUCUCCUCCUCAUGUAAGGCAAACACAAUACAAGACUUUGGCCAAUCAGAAGAGACUUCAUAUCUGGUUAUUGGUGGUGGAGAAGAAAGAAAGGAAGAAGACUAUGCAAAUUACCUUUCAGAAGAUAAUGAAACCAACAGAUCAAAGAUGAUCUCCACAGGAGCAGAGAGGAACUGUUUGGUGUCACCUUCCAUAAACAGGAUAAGACCAGAGAAACCAGAAUCAGCAUAUAACAGCACAACCUUCACAGUUGCCCCUUCAGUGUCCUCCUCCUCCUCCUCCUCUGUGGCUCCACAUCCCUCUGUCAGUGUGGACCAUGAUGUCCAUGAUGUGAAGAGUCCCAGCUCUGUGUGUGACAGCACCAUAUCCAGACUCAUCGAUGCCAUGUCCUUAGACCGUGAGCAAGACUCAUGUGGUUCCAUCUCUGCUCUGAUUGGUCAGUUUGAAACCACUGCUGACCAAAGUGGUUUCUCAACAACUUAUCAUUUGAGUCCCUCCCUUCAGGCAAACCUCAGAUCCACCACUCCAAAACCUCUGCAAGAUUUAAGUUCCACUCCCAAGACCAAUGCAGCUGUUCUUAACAUGAAGCACCUGGUAAAUUCCCAACAGGUUCCUCAAAACAUGAAUACUGUCAAUCAUGAACCACCUGCUCCAUCUUUGUUCUCCAGUCCAGAAACCGCUGAGCUGGAGGAGGUGUACACCAUCCUGGACGAGGAGGUGCUGUCACCUGUGUCAGUUUACCACCUGAGGAAACAGAUUCACGUUCAGGCCGAGGCUGUGGAGAACAGUCUGAGCUCCUCACCUGCUGAAGAUGUUCAGGGUUUAGAGAAAAAUCGCAGUAAUGAUGUGAACAGAAGGUUUGGAAGUGAAGAGCCUGAGGAGGCAGAAGAGAGAGUUUACGAGGAGGUGAAAGAUCUCACACCAUCUGAGACAGAAUGGGCUUCUUCUACAAGGUACGACUGUUACAAGUUUUUCCAUGACACAGCUAGAAAUAACUUUGGUGAAGUUGAAAUUAAUGUUGAUGAGGAUCCAGUGGAUAUGAUGCUGACCUCUUCAAGACAUUGCAGCCAGUGGGAUGAGCUAAGAAGUCCAACCAAACGCCAUGCUAUCUACCAAAACCAUGAGUCCAUUCACAACUACACCCAGCACAAACAGAACCUGUCACAUCAUCACUUCACCUCAUAUGCACCUCAUGCAGCAUUUUCAGAACAUCUGUCCCCAGUGAAUCGACCUUCGUAUCAGCUGACCAAUCACCAUGGACACCCCGACAACGUCCAGCCUUCACUCCUCCACAGAACGUCCACCUCUCGUCAGCCUUGUCACAACAGUCUGUCCAGUUCUAAGACCUUCAACAAGAGCAGAGACACACAGAGCUUCUCUCAGCAGCAGAGGAGCUUCAGCAGCAGCCAGAUCCUCGACUGGUCUCAACAAAACCAGCCUCAGUAUCAACAGAAGGAGCAAACACUGAGCGUCCACAAUGGUUUCUCUUCUUCUGAAAGUCUUCAGCGUCAGUCUGCUGCGUCUUUAAACACCUGUAGAGACAGAGGGUUGAAUACAGUGUCUUCAGACGGUGAUGCGGUGUACAGCCACGUGGACUAUGACUGCAUUAAACCCUCAACAGAGUCCUCGCAGUCACACACACAAUCACACACGCUGCAGUCAUGGAACCAAAACGUCCAGGUCUCCAACCUGAGGCUCCAGCCUGAACCCAGAGCUUCAAUUCAGUCAAACUUAACUUCUUUAGCUGCUCGUUCUCACUCGGUCAGCACAGAUUCCACCGCUCGCAGCCAGAGUAAGUCCAAGUCUCUGGGAGAUCUGACCUCUGAAGACAUAUCCUGCAACUUCCAGGGCAAAUACCACAUCAUUAGUCGCAGUUUCAUCUCCCCUCAUGUGAGGAAGCAAAAGAGAGCGGCCGCUUUGGGAGAAGUCUCUUUCCAAUCCCAAUCAUGUGAUCCACUCACAGAACAGCUGCGGAAGCUGGUCACGUUUGAGGUGGAUGACCGUGAUGGAGAAACACCUCCGUUUCACCAUGAAGUAAAACCCUCAGUGUCCCAGCAGCAGGUAACAAGUGUAGCUCCCGAUGAUUCCCCUCCGCUUCUCACCCGUCGUCUUUCUUCCAGGAGCCAAAGUCGUGUGCGUCACAUCAACAGCCGAGCGCGCGAAAGACAGCAGGAGUCGCUGAAGACCAAUAAUCAAUCCAGUGUUGGUGGAGUGGUUUUCAGGAACAAAGCAGCUUCACAGAAUCCACCAGCGAACAGACACUCCACCGGUUCUUACAUCGCAGGUUGUUACUUUGACGAGCUGGAGGACCGAGGGUUUCCUGAAGGGGCGUGUACGUCCCUGCGUCAUGGAAACGGAGAUCGUUCUUACACCGACGACACUCUUACAAACUCCUCCAACUGUGCGUCUGAGCCUGAGGUCUACUUCCUGCUCCGACUGUAGCUCUGACCUUUGACCUGUCCAGCACUGAUUCUUGAUGAUGUUUUGCUGUGUUUCCAUCAUGGUCCGGUUCAGUUUGGUACAGUCCUGGGUCAGGCUUGUGUUUUGACUGAGAACAGAACCUUUACUUGGUCUGAAGGUCGCCUAGCGUGACGUCGUAGCGGUGCGACGACAACGAUGGAGGACGUCCAGCACUGACUUGCAUGAGAUGUUGACACCCAAACAGCUGACUGUCGUGGGUGGAGCCGGUCUAGCUCCGCCCUACUUUACCGCACCACUUUAGUGAAGGGAGACCUGGAAUGGAAAGGUUCUGGUUAUUUUGGUUCUGUUUCUAAUGGAAACACAAAAACAAACAUAUAGAACCAAACUGAACCAGACUGAACCAAACUGAACCAGGCUGAACCAGUCUGAACCAGACUGAACCAAACUGAAUCAGACUGAACCAGUCUGAACCAGACUGAACCAAACUGAACCAGACUGAACCAGGCUGAACCAAACUGAACCAGACUGAACCAGGUUUCCACUCGAUGCAAACACAGCUUUUCAUUGUUGUUAAAGAGAAACGAUCCACAGUUAAAUACGUGUUUACAGACCAGAAUGUUUCCGUUGUUACAGAGAAAUUUCAUAUAAACCACGGUUGGAUGUGACAGCAUGAAUCUCGUUUAUGAAACAGUCUUUAUUGUAAAUGUAUUUGGAAACUGUGAUUCCCUCCAAAUUCUCGUGCUCUCUUUGUCCUUGUGAUGUAAAAACUGUGAACUUUGACUCUGAAGCAGAAAAGAAGUUUAAAACAGCGAGAAAACGUGUGAAUGUGUAGAAUAAUCCAAGUUUGAAGUGAUGGAUCAAACACGAGUCUUCCCUCGGUUUUCAGUGGUUGUGUGAAUAUUAUUGUCAUUGUUUUGAAUCACAGAUGGAUUGUGUGUGUGUGUGUGUGUGCGUUUCUGUUUGUGCAUGUUACCUGUGAACAUGUCAAGCAUGUGACUAUGCAUCACUUUAUACAAUCGAUGUUUUAAUAUUUGCACAGAACUCAGUGUGGUUUGAAAUGUGUGCAAUAAUUGAGAAGAUUAACUUGGACACGUGAACUCUGCUGUCUUUGAUUUAUAGAGUCAGAAAAACACAAUUCAAAGAUUUGGAUUUUAAAGCUUUUUAUUUUUAUAAUUGCUUUGAUACAGACUUCAGACAGAAUCUGUGUUGGCUGUGGUUAUUUUAUUAUUUUACUCUUUUCAUUAUUAUUCCGUCCUUUCUUUCUUUGUAUUGUUGCUCAAUGAAAACUCUGAGCAUUUUCCUACAAAUGCAAUAAAAUAUUGAAUCUUUGUUUU